Molecule: messenger RNA, 1538 nt
Organism: Octopus sinensis (East Asian common octopus)
Lineage: Eukaryota; Metazoa; Mollusca; Cephalopoda; Octopoda; Octopodidae
Product: retinol dehydrogenase 7
Exons: 5
Coding region: 301-1389 (362 amino acids)
Source: RefSeq, a predicted model, not a curated record
CCCCUCUCUCUUCUCUCUCUUGCUAUCACUCCUUGGCGACGCUGUUUUUAAUCUACUUUUCCUGUUGGUGACACAAAAACACUUUUUCAAACAACCUCUGUUUUAUUUUCCUUCGCUCGCGCUUCCUAUAAAGGAGAAAGCAAAACGAGCCUCUAUCGUUAGUGUCGAUGUAGCUCUCUCGUCGUCCGCACCGUAUUAUGUCCUCAAACUGACCAUCUACAACAAUCAUCAGAGUUCAACAUCAAAGCCUGACAUCGACAAAUUCGCUGAGAAGCAUUAGCAAAAAACACUAUCGAAACGAUGGCCCUACUGAAAUUCAUCAUAGGAACCUGUUUGGUGGUUGGCGUUUGGGCCCUAUCUACUCAACUACAGAACUCUGUUUUCUCAUCUGCAUACUCAAUGUUGCUUCUCUUCAUCCAGAUGAUAUUUAUCCAGACUGCUAUAAUGCAUUUCAACAGGAAGACUUACAUUGAUCCAGAACGGAAAGCUGUUCUUAUAACAGGUUGCGAUACUGGAUUUGGCCAUGAACUGGCCAUGAAAUUGGAUCAGAAAGGCUUUUCUGUGUAUGCUUGUUGUCUUUUUGCGGAUGGAACUGGCGCGAACAUGUUGCGAGAAAAGAUGUCCUCGAAGAGCAAAGUAAUACAACUGGAUGUUGUCAGCGAUGAACAGAUACAAAAAGCGGUGAAAGAUGUCAGGAGCGAUCUCGGGCAUAACAUGCUGUGGGCUCUUGUGAAUAACGCUGGAAUUGCCGAAAUAUCAGAAAUUGAAUUUUGUGCUGUUAGCCAAUUCCAGCAUAUCAUGAACGUUAAUGUAAUGGGAAUGGUGCGUGUGACGAAAGCUUUCUUGCCCUUACUUCGUGAGUCAAAAGGCAGAGUCGUCAAUGUGGCCAGCCUUGCAGGUCGAUUCACGCUGCCAGCAUUCUCUGCGUACUCUAUGUCCAAAGUUGCAUGCAUUGCCUUCUCAGAUGGAUUGCGACAAGAGAUGAACAAAUUUGGAAUUAAAGUCAUAACGGUUGAGCCAGGACUAUACAAGACUCCAAUUGUAAACGAGGACAGCGUUGAAAAUAAGAACAGGAAGUGCUGGGCUGAGACACCAAAAGACAUCACCGAAGUGUAUGGCGAAGAAUAUUUCGACAGUUUCAUAAAAUCGAUUAGGACACACUUGAAACGAGCCCGUAGCAAUGUCAGCGAAGUGGUUGAGAUGAUGGCGGAAGCUGUGUGUAUAGAGAGACCAAAGAUACGCUAUAUUCCUUACUGGGUAGCUAAUUUACGUGCAAAUAUUCUCAUGUUGCUUCCGAGUCAAGUAAAAGACUGGAUCUUUGGUCUGAGAGCGUGUAAAGUACAGCCGACUGGAUCUGCUAAGAUACAUUCUGCACACAUUCACAGUUGAAUUAUACACAGCUUGUAAAUAUGCAUACAGGUUUAUGGAUAGGUAUUUGUACAUAAUCAGACACCAUUUUAAAUAUAUCCUCAUUUAAACAGAUAACUAAAAACUUACACAAACACACGCAUAUCUACCUACAUGUAUGCAUGUGUCUU